Acanthopagrus latus (yellowfin seabream) is the source of this 6942-nucleotide messenger RNA. RefSeq lists its product as uncharacterized. Bases 1818 to 4661 code for a protein of 947 amino acids. Gene Ontology annotation, molecular function: nucleic acid binding. The transcript has 2 exons. Gene Ontology annotation, biological process: DNA integration. Lineage: Eukaryota; Metazoa; Chordata; Actinopteri; Spariformes; Sparidae. The record is from RefSeq and is a predicted model, not a curated record.
UCCUCAAUGACUGUAAUGAGAAUAGGAGGAUUCUUGCAAAGUUACCGGACUGGCUAACCGCAAGAUGGAACCGGAGAGUCAUGGAAAUGGAGGAGCAGAGUGGCCAGUUCCCCUCCUUCAGCCAAUUCAUGAAGUUUCUGAUAAGAGAAGCGAAAAUAGCCUGUAACCCAGUUACAUCGUUGCAAGCGCUAAAGCAAGGUGAAACUGAAAAGCCAAAGCAACAAAGACAACAAAAUGUUAAAGCAAAGACAUUGACUACAUCUUCUAAUGAAGAGACUGUGAAAACGUGUGUCUUCUGUAAGAAGAAUGGGCAUACCUUGCACAUAUGCAGGAAGUUUGCAGAGAAAGACGUUCCAGAUAGAGUGAAGUUUGUUCAAGCUGAAAAGCUAUGCUUUGGGUGCCUCAAGCCAGGUCAUCUCUCAAAGAGCUGCAACAGUAGGAGUGUUUGUGACACAUGCAACAAGCGGCAUCCUACCUGUCUGCACGAGGAGAGAGAUCAAGGAGAGCAAAAGGCACCACAAGUUAAGCAAAGCCAAGCUCAAGAGAAGUCAAAUAACCAAAAGCAAGAAAAGAAUAAACCAAAACCUCAAGCAGCACAACCUAAAGAAACUGCUACAGCUUCUACUCUACGAGUCAUCCAGGAUGAAGCUACUGUGCAAACAGCUGCAAUAAUUCCUGUCUGGCUAUCGUCCGCCUCUCAGCCAGCACAAGAGGUGCUUGUAUAUGCACUGUUAGAUUCCCAAAGCGACACAACUUUCGUGCUAAGUGAAGUAGCUGAUGCUUUGGAGGCAGAUAAAGAACAAGUCAAGUUGAAGCUCUCUACUAUGACGUCAAGAACCACAGUAGUUAAUUCUCAGCGAGUAAAGAACCUGAAUGUUCGAGGCUUUUACUCCAGCAAAAGAAUCAGCUUACCACCAUCCUACACGCGUGACUUUAUUCCAGCCAACAAAACUCACAUACCAACUGGCGAAACUGCAAAGGCUUGGUCGCACCUAGAGCACCUCCAAGAUGAAGUAGCCCCUCUGCAGGACUGUGAGGUAGGCUUGCUCAUCGGCUACAACUGCUCAGAAGCGCUACUGCCAAGAGAAAUUGUGUCUGGACAAGAAAAUCAGCCCUAUGCACAACGCACAGAUCUCGGAUGGAGUAUUGUCGGCCAUGGGAAUCCCUGCGUAGAGUAUGGAGAUGCAAUUGGAAUUAGUCACCGCAUAGUAGUGAGACAAGUGACGCCAAGAGUCGACUCUUCUCUCAAUCUGAAGACAGAAGUUCAUUAUGUGAACAGAUCCAAAGUCAAGGAAAUUACCCCUUCAGACAUCAUUAAAGUCCUUGAAUUAGACUUCUCAGAAAGAGCUAGAGAAGAGGAUAUUGUGUCUCAAGAUGAUCUUAAGUUCCUGUCUAAAUUGAGAGAAAACAUAAGACAGAAAGACGAUGGUCACCUUGAAAUGCCAUUGCCGUUCAGAGAAGAAAGACCAAAGCUACCCAACAAUAAAAUAUGUGCAGUACAUCGCUUACAGUGUCUUGAAAGGAAGUUAAGAAAAAAUGAAGCAUACUACAAAGACUAUGUGAAUUUUAUGACUGACAUCAUUUCACGUGGUGAUGCAGAGAAGGUCCCGGAAGAAUAAAUUGAGAACAGUCCCGCUUGGUAUAUUCCGCACCACGGAGUUUAUCAUCCACACAAACCGGGGAGAAUACGGGUGGUAUUUGACUGUUCAGCCAAGUUUCAAGAAACAUGUCUCAAUGACCAUCUGCUCACUGGACCUGACCUGACGAAUACACUGGUGGGUGUCUUGUGCAGAUUUCGAAAGGGCUUAGUCGCAGUGAUGUGCGACAUUGAAAGGAUGUUUCAUCAAUUUCACGUGAAAGUCGAAGACCAAGAUUACCUACGAUUCCUUUGGUGGGAGAGCGGUAACUUGGAAAGCAAGCCAUCUACCUACAGAAUGAAGGUCCACCUGUUUGGUGCGGCUUCGUCCCCUGGUUGUGCCAACUUUGGCCUGAAACACCUGGCAGCUCAAGGGCAGGGUCAGUACGGCGAAGACACCAUACGCUUCAUUCAAAGAAAUUUCUAUGUAGAUGAUGGGCUCGCGAGCGUUCCCACAGAAAAGGAGGCCAUUCAUCUUGUGAAGGAAUCAAGCGAACUUUGCCAAGCAGGCAAGUUAAGACUACACAAGUUUGUUUCUAACAAUGAGAAAGUGAUGGAAUCCAUUCCAGAAGAGGAAUGUGCUGUAAUCAAAGAUCAAGACAUGGCUUUGAGUCUGCCUCACAUGGAAAGAGCGCUAGGAGUAGAGUGGUGCAUCACGUCCGAUUCGUUCAAGUUCAGAAUUCAAGUAAAGUCCAAUCCAUCGACAAGAAGAGGUGUGCUCUCUACUGUAGCCUCAGUCUAUGACCCGUUGGGAUUCAUGGCGCCCUUCGUCCUCCUUGGAAAGCAGAUUCUCCAGCAGAUGUGCAGAGAAAAGAUCGGCUGGGACGAAGAGCUGCCAGAAAGCCUAAGACCUCAGUGGGAGUCUUGGAUUAGAGAUCUACCCAACUUAGCUGACAUGGAAGUCAGAAGAUGUUACUUACCUACGAAUUUCGGGAACAUCAAGAAGUAUGAACUUCACCACUUCUGUGACGCAAGUACCUCAGGAUAUGGUGUAUGUACUUACCUUCGAGCUGUUGACGAAUCCGAUGAAGUCCAUUGCAGUUUAGUGAUGGGAAAGUCACGAGUUUCGCCAACCAAAGUCAUGACGAUACCAAGACUUGAGCUGUCUGCGGCAGUAGUUGCAGUUCGAGCCAGCGACAUGCUUCGAAGCGAGCUGGAAAUCCAAGACCUGAAGGAAUACUUCUGGACGGAUUCCACAGUCGUUCUUGGCUACAUAAACAAUAACGCCAAAAGAUUCCAAGUAUUCGUAGCCAAUCGAAUACAGAGAAUCAAGUCAAGCACAAAGCCUGAGCAAUGGGCCUAUGUUGCAUCUGAGGACAAUCCGGCAGAUCAUGCUUCGCGAGGGUUGACUGCAGAGCAACUUAAGACAUCCAACUGGUUCUCUGGACCGAAGUUUCUUUGGCACAAAGAAUUACCUGUCCGAGAAUGCAAGGUGGGAGAAGUUAAAGAUGAUGAUCCUGAGCUUCGUAAGGCUGUAGUGUUUAACACUAAGGCAAAAGAAGACCGAUCGUUACUGGACCGCCUUGAGAAGUUUUCCGACUGGUCAAGGGUAGUACAAGCAGUUGCCAGAUUGAAACGACGAGUCAAAGAACACAAAGGUGUGAAACAAAGAACGAAUGAGAGUACAAGUUUAGAAGAAAGGAAGGAAGCAGAAAUUGCUAUCAUCAAGCUAGUCCAAGAGGAAGCGUUCCCAGAUGAGAUAAAGAGCUUGAAAGUAAGGGAAGUUAUAGCCAAGACCAAGUACAGCAACCUGAACAAGUUAAGUCCAGUGGUGGAUGAAGACGAAGUGCUAAGAGUGGGAGGACGCUUAAGUCAAGCCACGUUACAUCCACACAUAAAGCAUCCAGCUAUACUUCCGAAGAACAGCCACAUAUCAGCUCUACUUAUCAAGCAUUUCCACGAAAAGGUUCAUCAUCAGGGACGUGGACUGACUUUGAACGAACUGCGAGCUAACGGAUGGUGGAUCCUGGGAAGUAGUAGCGUAGUAUCGUCACACAUCUUCAAAUGUGUCAAGUGUCGAAAGUACAGAAGAUGUACUGAGGAACAAAAGAUGGGUAACUUACCUCAAGACAGAAUGGAAACGACCCCUCCGUUCACCUACACCGGCAUAGAUUGCUUCGGCCCUAUCUAUGUAAAAGACGGGAGAAAAGAGGUUAAAAGAUAUGGACUUUUAUUCACCUGUCUAUGUUCAAGAGCUAUUCACAUAGAAGUGCUCGACGACAUGAUCACUGAUGCGUUCAUCAAUGCUCUAAGAGCGUUCAUUGCCAUAAGAGGAAAUGUUCGUCAACUUAGAAGCGAUCAAGGAACCAACUUCAUCGGCGCAAGGAGAGAGUUCACAGAACUCAUGAAAGGAAUGGAAGGAGAAAGAGUCAAGGCUCUAGGAUGUGAAUUUCUAAUGAAUCCCCCAGCGGCAAGCCACAUGGGUGGCGUCUGGGAAAGACAAAUCAGAACAAUAAGGAGUGUUCUCACUGCCAUUCUCGACGAGUCAGCACAAAGAUUGGACAGCUCCUCUCUAAGAACUUUCUUAUAUGAAGUGAUGGCAGUUGUCAAUAGCAGACCACUCACCGUUGAACAUUUGAAUGACCCAUCUGCACCCGAACCUUUGACCCCGAACCACAUUCUCACGAUGAAGUCCACUAUUAUCCUUCCUCCACCUGGACAGUUCGUCAAAGAAGACCUGUAUCUUCAAAAGAGGUGGCGCAAAGUUCAAUAUUUGGCCAAUGAAUUUUGGAUUCGUUGGAAAAAAGAAUACCUACUAAGUUUACAACCAAGACAAAAAUGGCAGAAGAACAGAAGAAACAUGAAAGUGAACGACAUCGUGCUUUUGCAAGAUGAGCAAGCACCACGAAACGAAUGGAAGCUGGCCAAAAUAGCAGAAGUCUAUCCAGAGUCAGAUGAUAGGGUGAGAAAAGUCAGAUUGCUGGUUAGUGACACCACAUUCGAUGGCAAGGGUAAACCCACAACUAAAACAGUGUUUCUUGAUAGACCCAUACACAAGCUUGUGACCUUAAUUGAAGCAGAUUAAGAUGCUUAAUGUUUCCAUCAUUCCUUGUUGAGUGGUAAAGUUUGAUAAUGUUUAAGAGUGACUUGCAACAGUCUUUAAGUAUUGAGAAAUCCCACAGUAAGAUUGGUGCGAUUUGAUGGGAGUGUAACUGUUGCUAUUUUUAUUUUCAUAUUCAUGUAAGAUUUCUUUUCAUUUUGUAUAAGAAACUCAUUUUGAGAAUUAUUAGAUUUUUGUCAUUUUUCCAUGCUUUUAUUAUGAAAGUCAAGGGUACUUUUAUUUUGACACCUACGUUGCUGCUAGGCUGCCUGUAGCGUUUGUCUGACGGCAGAGAGUUGUGAACAUGGUCACUUCGUGUGAACAGCUAAGAUGUGAUAGACAAGUUGAUAUCAAAAGAACAUAGCAUAAACUACAGUGAAGACUGAAGAUAGAAGACCUACAGAUUUCCUUUCAUAGCAUGCAGCCAACGAGUUUCACGGUUUGCGGAGGUCCUUGGAUGGUUGUGGAGAGUUGGAGAGACGACGGAGACUUCAAUAAACCCGUAAAAGGAACACUUGCGUCUGCACAUGCUUGGGAGGGAGUCAUAUGCUGUGUGAGGACAUGAAGAAGAUGGAGGGCUGAUGGAGCUGUGACUCAGUCCAGGACGAGGAGCAGCUCUGUCAAUCUGAACUUUGUUUCCUGUUUAACAUCGAAGCCUCAGUUAAAACCUGCUCCACAUUUGAAAACAUCAAAGUUUUUAGUUGUAAAAUAUUUCUUGGCUCCUCAGACUUUGCUGAUGUUUCUCCAACUCUUCCUCUGAUUCUGUUCACAAAAAUAAUCCUGCAGAUGAGCUCUCAGCGUCCCGUUUAGCUGAUUCAACACAAUGUGUCCCCGUCAUAUAGUUUAACAUGGUCCAAGUUUAAAUUUGAUCAUAAUAGCACUGACAAUAAAACUUAACCUGUGAGGAAAUAUUCAGGCACCUGGUAAAAACAAAAACCUGCCACACUCUGACCUCUAAAUACCCCCAGAAUCAAAAACUCAUUAUAGUUCUUUAUUUUCUUAUUCCCUCUAACUUUGUGCAUAUAAAGUUGUUUAAUUUGCCAUUUAAGUUAACUUACUGAAUAAAAGAUGUAAUAUUUACCAUUUACAAUGUGUUCUUGCCAAGAAUCAGGACUUUUAUUUGGAGCCUGGUCACAUUUUAUUAAUUUCCUAAAUGUGCUCUGUACUCUGAUUCUUUGCACUCACUACUAUUUUUUUUAUAAACCAGUAUUCCUUCACAGAUUAAUGUUGAGGCAGACGUGUUUCAGGCAGGUCAGAAGACAACAUAGGCCGUUUGUCCGUUACAUCCGGAUGGUACCUGAAUGCAGCAUCACCGUCUCUUUGUUCCAGACUUUAUUGAACCAAACUGCAGAAAAUGAAUCCACCAUGUUUGUUUCUCUGUCUGCAGAGUUUAAUGUAGUAAAAGUGAAACUCUCGCCAAAAUGCAACCUGGGCUGUUUUUGUGAAUAUAUGAGUCAAACCUUUGUUUAAAAGCCUAAUUACAACUAAAGUGCCAUUUUUAAGAUUUACCGUAUCGUAUUUACCGGGUCAAACUCAUUUUCAAUGGGAGUGCUACGGGCACUUUUACGAUAGCAUCCAAAUCUCUAUUUUUAAAACAGUAAGAAGUCUGGACACAACAUGAAACUGUGCUGGUAGCAUCACCAGGGUCUCUACACAUGAACACCAGCACUGACAACAAUGUUUGUGUACACAGAGUUACUAAAAAGAAAGUUUUUGAACAACUCAUGUUAGAGUGAAAUACCACCGUGAUAAAUACAAAUCCUGUCUGUAUCAGUUUGUCAGAGCAGCUACGUCACUGAGUCCUUUCUGAAAAUGUUACUUAAAAUGAUUAAAGCUGAUUAUCCAAGUUUAAAGGAACCACUUGGCCAUUUAAUGUCUUAAAUGACAAAAAAAAAGGUACUUCUGUGGAUGUACAGAAAUUAAAAAUAUACUUGUUAAGCUUUUUCAUGAUCGGUGCAGGAAGUCAUCGUCUUCUUCCACAGGAGCCAUUCUGAAGUGAAGUCAUGUUGCAUCUUUACAACACAACAGGUCCAAAGUUUAGAACAAAACUGAUGCUCACACACAGAUUUCGUUCAAUUAGAAGUUUACUGAUACACAUCUUUAUUUUUUCCUUUUUGUAAGACAUCAGGCACUUCUGGAGUGUUGACAGACAUCUGUGUGCAUUGAAAGCUGCUCUUUACAGGCACCCGUUGAUGGUAAAUGCUAGAAAGCGAGUUUGAAGCGAUACCAUCUUCCACAGAGUAAAAAUGGUCCUAAAAAAAAAAAA